Hippopotamus amphibius kiboko is the source of this 911-nucleotide messenger RNA. RefSeq names its product RWD domain-containing protein 1-like. The transcript is spliced from 2 exons. Gene Ontology annotation, biological process: cytoplasmic translation. Lineage: Eukaryota; Metazoa; Chordata; Mammalia; Artiodactyla; Hippopotamidae. The record is from RefSeq and is a predicted model, not a curated record. Gene Ontology annotation, molecular function: protein binding.
GAUGCCUGGGCGAUCCAUGGGCUGCAGCGAGGGCCGCGAUGACAGAUUACGGCGAGGAGCAGCGCAACGAGCUGGAGGCCCUGGAGGCCAUCUACCCUGACUCCUUCACAGUAUUAUCAGAAAAUCCACCCAGCUUCACCAUUACCGUGACAUCUGAGGCUGGAGAAAAUGAUGAAACUGUCCAGACUACCCUCAAGUUUACAUACAGUGAAAAAUACCCAGAUGAAGCUCCCCUUUAUGAAAUAUUCUCCCAGUUAAAUCUAGAAGAUGAUGAUGUUUCAGACAUUUUAAAAUUAUUAGCAUUACAGGCAGAAGAAAACCUUGGUAUGGUGAUGAUCUUUACUUUAGUGACAGCGGUGCAAGAAAAAUUAAAUGAAAUAGUAGAUCAAAUAAAAACUAGAAGAGAAGAAGAAAAGAAACAAAAAGAAAAAGAAGCAGAAGAAGCCGAAAAGCAAUUAUUCCAUGGCACUCCUGUUACAAUUGAGAAUUUCUUAAGCUGGAAGGCCAAGUUUGAUGCAGAACUCCUGGAAAUUAAAAAGAAGUGAAUGAAAGAAGAACAAGCAGGAAAAAAUAAAUUAAGUGGGAGACAGCUAUUUGAAACAGAUCAUAAUCUCGACACAUCUGAUAUUCAGUUCUUGGAAGAUGCUGGAAACAACGUGGAGGUAGAUGAGUCUUUGUUCCAGGAAAUGGAUGAUCUGGAGCUGGAGGACGAUGAGGAUGAUCCAGACUACAACCCUGCUGACCGGGAGAGCGACUUGACCGACUAGUGGACUGUGCCCGUCUGCGGAGGCUCGACUGCCACAGCAUCUGUGGCUAUGCUCAGAGGGUGUUGAUUUUCCUUUCUUUUUUUCUAAGAAAAAAUAAUUUUCAGGAGAAUAGUCUUCUGAUGGCUUUCAUCAUUGAACUUAAUA